CUAGAAGUCAGUGAUAUUCAGCAGGGUUCGAUGUACCGAUUUUGAUUUGAUUUUUGGUUGUGGUGGAAGGCUGCGUAGUCGUACUGGCUCGAGCAACUCGCCUCGGGCCCGGCCCUGGCUUCGUGCGAGUGGGUACGCUCGUGCUGCGGCUCAUGGCCGCCUCCAGCAGGCUGUGGUGGGACGUGCCGUAUGGCCCCGACGGGACCACUGCGCCCGAGGGCUCCCGCUUCCUCAGGCUCCACAAGGCUCCUGCGUGCAUGCCGGCGGGCGAGGCUCACGGGACGGUGUGCGUGAUCCACGGAGGCUUCUGGAAGAACAGGUACGGCCUGGACGACGAGUAUGGGAACGCCGGCUGCUGGUCCGUGGCCCCGUUCUUCCUCCGCAGGGGUUUCUCCGCUGUGGAGGUCGAGUAUCGCCGGCGCGACCACGAAGGCGGCGGGUGGCCAGGCACGAACGAAGACGUGCUGGCCGCGCUGCGGAAACUGGAGGAGCUGCACCGUGAGCCUCAGGCCGGGAGCACGGCGGUCGAGUGCGGCGACGGCGCCUUCCUCGCGGCAGCGCGAGCGCUGCGCCCUGGCCGCGUGGUGCUCGUGGGCCACUCGGCCGGGGGCUGCCUGGCGCUCUGGGCCGCGCACCAGCUGGUGGACCCAGGAGCCCUGCGGGUCGCUCUGACGCUGGCUGCGGCGCCGGUGGCGGACCUGGUGCUCGGCCACGAGCUCAAGAUCUCGGACGAAGGAGACGCCGUGGAGCGCUACAUGGGGAGGGCCCCCGACGGCGAGGCCGCCCUCGCGGAGUACGCGAGGGCCUCGCCGGCGGCGCUGCUGCCCGUGAGGUCCCCCCUCGUCGUGGCAUUCGGGGGCCAGGACGCCGACGUGCCCCCAGCCGCGAUCGAGGGGUAUGCGGCGGCGGCGAAGUCCCAGUCCCCCGACCUUGUCGCUGUGGUGCAACUGGAGGACGCCGACCACUUCGACGUGGUCAGCGCCCGCUCCGCCGCCUGGCUCGAGCACAUCGCCCCGGCGCUGGCGGGGCUGGCCGAGGCGGCCCUCGGCGUGGAGGCCGCGGCCGCGCUGAGGGCGCGGUAUCCAGAGGAGGAGGAGGAGGAGGGCCGCGCCGCGUAGGAGCCGCGGCGGGACGGCGAGAGCUCGCGGGAGCGGCAGUCCGGGCCUCCCAA
Messenger RNA from Prorocentrum cordatum, 1171 nucleotides. NCBI's taxonomy places the organism in Eukaryota, Dinophyceae, Prorocentrales, Prorocentraceae. The record is from the annotation of a GenBank genome assembly.